AUGACGGUGGACCCGAAGACCUCUCAGCUCUCUCCGGAGACAGUUCCUCUCGGUACUGGCCUGCCGACGCGAGAGGAACUAUUCGUGCACUACCCCGCGAAGUUCUCCUGGUACCAGCUGAAAGUCUUCGUCAACUCAGGUGAUCUCGGCCUGCUGAAGCGGGACAGAGCCCUCCAGCGUCGAUACAACGCCUGGGCUGUGGGCAUCAAGGCGGAGUAUGGGUCCAUCGUCAACUACCUCUGCACAUACCGGCUGCUCUGGGGCCAGCCCGACACCCUCACCCUCCUCCGCUCCUCCCUCGACCCCGCUCCCUCUGCAAACGACGCCCCCGUCAAGCCCAGGCGUUCUUCGGGCGAGCUCCCCCACUCCCCCCAGAUGCACCCACGCACUUCGUCGCGGACACGCCCCGAACUCUACUUCAUCGCCAUGAACGACUGGCCCUACUCCGUCCCCCCAGAGGUCGAGCACAGCCUGAUCUGGACGCGCCUGCCCAUCUACCCCCCGUCGCUGCCCGCGCCCGCUGCGUCCCCGCUCUCCGCGCGGCUGCACCAGGACGGCCUCUGGGGCUUCACGGGGAACGACUCGCCGCCGCCGUCGCCGAGCGUGAUGCUGUCGUGCCUGCCCGCGCUCGCCGAGUGGGGGAUCACGGAGGACAAGCUGAUCCGGACGCCGCGGGGGACGGCGGAGGAGGAAGCGGAGGUGCGGCGGUACGGGGAGGAGAUCGCGACGUUCGUCAAGCGGCGCUGGGUCGAGCGUGAGUGGGAGACGGCGUGGUUCGUGAACCCCCCGAGGUUGCAGAGUGUGCCCGGGUUGGCGCACAUUCACGUCUUUGCUCGACGCAAGAUCCCAGACGAAGUGGCGAAUUAA
Messenger RNA from Epithele typhae, 867 nucleotides. RefSeq lists its product as uncharacterized. The transcript is spliced from 5 exons. The record is from RefSeq and is a predicted model, not a curated record. Bases 1 to 867 code for a protein of 288 amino acids. Gene Ontology annotation, cellular component: cytoplasm. Gene Ontology annotation, biological process: N-acetylglucosamine metabolic process. NCBI's taxonomy places the organism in Eukaryota, Fungi, Basidiomycota, Agaricomycetes, Polyporales, Epitheliaceae.